GAAGAAGAAGAAGAAGAAAAAGAAAAGGCUAACUAUAACUGAUUCUUAUAUAUAGAAGCUGGGACAAGGCUUCGUCUCCACAGAUAUAAUCAAGUAGUAGUUUAAUUGUGCACCAGUUUUCAUUAAAUUAAAAAUGGAAUGCAUUAUUACCUGCUGUCUCUCUUCUUCAUUUGUUCCUGCAAUUAACCACCAAAGAAUACUUAAUCCACCAAAUCAGCAAUUUGCAGCAAGAAGAUCUUCAACCAUCUCCAUCUUCAGUGACUUACAAUUGAAUCCACGGCGAUCUGCUCAUUACCAUCCUAGCAUCUGGGAAACCAAACUCAUCGAGUCCUUUGGCACUCCCUACACUUAUGAAUUGCAUGCUGGCCAACUGGAGGAGUUGAAGCAAAUCACAAGACUGUCGCUUAGAUCAACAAAAGACUCUUCCAUUCUCUUAAACCUUAUUGAUUCGAUGCAGCGUUUAGGUGUGGCUUACCACUUUGAAAAUGAGAUCGAAGAUGCCAUUUUUCGUGCUCGAAAUUUCGACGAAACUGGCAGUGACACUCUCUAUAUGACCGCGUUGAAAUUCCGAGUUCUAAGAGAACAUGGACUGCCAGUUUCCUGUGAUGUAUUUGACAAAUUUAAGGGGCAAGAAGGGAGGUUCAGGGACAGCUUAAGCAGGGAUGUGAAAGGUCUGUUGAGUUUGUACGAAGCCUCAUACCUCGGCAUCCAUGGAGAAGAUGUUUUAGAAGAAGCCAAGAGUUUUAGUAUCAAAAACCUCAAGUCAUUAUUAAUGGGGAUAAAAAUGGAUAGUGAUUUAGCCAAGCAAGUGGAACAGUCACUUGAAAUUCCCUUGCGAUGGAGGAUGCCAAGAGCUGAAGCUCGAAAUUUCAUUGAUGUUUACCAAACGGAAAAUGGCACAAACAAUAAUACAAGUUUGCUUGAGUUGGCUAAGUUGGAUUACAAUUUAGUGCAAUCUGCUUAUCAGCAAGAACUUAAGGAGCUAGCCAGGUGGUGGAAAGACCUGGGUUUCAAAGAGGCGCUAAGCUUUGCACGAGACAGAUUGAUGGAAAAUUAUUUGUGGGCCAUGGGAAUUGUUUAUGAGCCCCAGUUUUCAAAAUGUAGAAUGGGCCUCACCAAGUUUGUCUGCAUAUUGACCGCAAUUGAUGACGUCUAUGAUGUCUAUGGAUCGCUAGAUGAGCUUCAAAGUUUCACAAACGCAGUAUCUCGCUGGGACAUGGAGGCGAUGGCAGAGCUUCCACUGUAUAUGAAAAUAUGCUACGUUGCUAUGCUCAACUUUGCUAACGAAUUGGUUUAUGAUGUCCUUAAAAGCCAUGGCUUCGAUGUUCUGCCCUACAUUAAGCAAGAGUGGUUAAAUCUUUGUAGAUCAUAUCUUAAAGAAGCAAGGUGGUUCUACAGUGGAUUUAUACCAAGCGUGGAAGAGUACUUGGAAAACUCCAAGACCUCAGUGGGUGGUCCUGCAGCCAUGAUCCAUGCUUGCUUGUUGCUUGGUUCUCCUAUCACCAAAACUUCACUCCAAUUCCUCAACCAUGCCUCCAACCUCAUAUAUUCCUCAUCUCUCAUCACAAGGCUUUGGGAUGAUUUGGGCACUUCCAAGGCUGAGAGCAAAAGAGGUGAUGUUGCAAAAGCCAUCCAGUGCUACAUGGUAGAGAAACGUAUAUCAGAAGAAGAAGCAAAAGAAGAGAUCAAUGAAUUGAUAAGCUACUCAUGGAAAACACUGAACCAAGAGUGCUUGUCCAAUCAGUCGCUGCCAAAGACGUUUGUAAACUUGUCUCUGAACAUGGCUCGGACUUCUCAUUUCAUAUUUCAACAUGGAGAUGGAAUUGGAACUUCCACCGGCCUUACCAAAACUCGUUUAGUCUCCUUAAUUGUCAAACCCAUCUCUAUCCCUCAAAACGGGAUUUGACACCCACAGACCGUAAUAUUAGACUACUACUAAUUUAAGUUAAUUUCGAGUACAGUUUUUGAAAUAUGUUCUAAUUUAAAAUUAAGCCCUUAAUUUUCAA
Molecule: messenger RNA, 2006 nt
Organism: Ziziphus jujuba (common jujube)
Lineage: Eukaryota; Viridiplantae; Streptophyta; Magnoliopsida; Rosales; Rhamnaceae
Product: probable terpene synthase 9
Exons: 7
Coding region: 134-1906 (590 amino acids)
Biological process (GO): diterpenoid biosynthetic process
Molecular function (GO): magnesium ion binding; terpene synthase activity
Source: RefSeq, a predicted model, not a curated record